Pseudopipra pipra is the source of this 3815-nucleotide messenger RNA. It is a transcript of the gene CLNK, whose product is annotated as cytokine dependent hematopoietic cell linker. Lineage: Eukaryota; Metazoa; Chordata; Aves; Passeriformes; Pipridae. Bases 10 to 1119 code for a protein of 369 amino acids. The transcript has 14 exons. Gene Ontology annotation, biological process: cell surface receptor protein tyrosine kinase signaling pathway; intracellular signal transduction. The record is from RefSeq and is a predicted model, not a curated record.
UAUCUGACAAUGAAGGGAAGGGCUGACUUACAGUCUUCCCCCAAGUUAUCCGAGGAAGAGGAUGAUUACGAGACCAUAAGUUCUUCCACUCUGCAGGCCAUCCAUGCUUUAAGAAUUCUUCCUGCCAAACCUCUUCAAGAAUCUGAAUAUGCAGAUAAACGUUGUUUAAGGCCUUCAGGUUCCACUUCCCCAAUGAGCGAGCACCCAUCUCAGCCCCCUCAACACUCAACUAUUCACACAUCUGUUCCGGAGGGGCAGAGAGUGCCAUGUGUUAGAGGGGGAAGAAUGAAAAUACAGGGACACCAGGAACCUGUGCCUCCCCCACGGCCUCCAAACACACUGCCAAAGCAGUAUCAGCCACUUCCUCCAGAGCCAAGGAUAAGCAGCCAAUUCUUUCACAAGAGGAACACGCUCAGCCAAGCUCCCACCUUUCCAAUAUCAGCAAAAGUCUCAAGACAUUUAUCUGUUAAAGAACUAAAUGAAGCACCUGGAAGAGAGCAAGUUACAAGUUUGGGGAAGAAACCUGAAGUAUCUUUUCAAGCACAACAGCAUCAUCCUGAAGUCAGCCCUCAAUGUACAUGGAGCCCUAAAACCAAUUGCAGCUCAGGUUCCACGCUAAAUGUAGAGAACUUGACAGUGAAGAGGUCACCAUCUCCUACACCACACACAGUAUGCAAAAAUAAAUCAAAAUAUUCACUUGUAGAACAGGAAAUGCAAUUUCUUACCCAACCCACUGAAGAGGAUUUAAACAAAUGUGAAUGGUACGUUGGAGAAUACGAUCGCCAUGAAGCAGAGAAGGCACUGCUACAGGAAAGCAUUGAUGAGACAUUCUUGGUUAGAGAUUGUUCAAAGAAAUCAAAGGCUGAACCAUAUGUUUUGGUUGUUUAUUAUGGAAGAAGAGUAUACAACAUUAAAGUACGUUUUCUGGAAGAAAGCCAACAAUAUGCACUGGGAACAGGUCUCAGAGGAGAUGGUAAAUUUAAUUCUGUGGAAGAGAUCAUUGAAUUCUACAAACAUGUUCCCAUAAAACUCAUUGACGGAAAGGAUCAGUCAGGAACUCACAGAGAACAAUGCUACCUCACACAUCCAUUCAAGUCACGCAGAUGUUUUCUGCCUUAACAUCGCAGAUUCAUUUGUACAGAUGUAAACAGAACAGUUAUUUAAAUGUCUCAAAAAUCAGAUUAGCCUUUUGAGCGAGGAGCUCCCCAUAAUACGUAGCAUUCUACAGAUCUACUCCAUUUUUGGAUUGUUGCAAUCUAACUUUGAGGAUACAGGUAAAGUGUAUGUCAACGUAUUAAUUCACAGAGAAGUGCUGAAACCAACUCCUGGUAUCCUGACAACGAUGGACCAAUUUGCUUAUCUUGCACUUUACCUUCUACCGUAAGAUGGAAACCAAACUCACCCUUGCUCAUUUAAAUGUCAUGGAAACUCCACUAAGUAGCAAAAGCUAAUAAAGCAUAUCACAGUCAUAUAAAAAAAAAUAUUCUUAUUUUUAAAAAUACACAUGAAAUGCUACAUGCCAGAGCUCUCACUGUCUAACAAUUUCAUGUGGUGUGCGUAUGUUUGCUCAACAACAAGCUGUGCUCAGCCAGCACUGAAGGCAGCGAGUGUUAGCUGCUGCUCAUAGGUAUUGGAGCAGAUUAUAAAGAUGGUUAAGUAAUAGAAUUUACAUAAUUACAGCUAACACUUACUCUUUAACUUGCGUAGCAGAUACUUGUAUUCCAUCCCUGAGCCUUCAAACACUUACAUAAGUAGAACAAUUACGCAGUCACUUUGGAUUCAUACUAUGUGCAAAUAUAGAGAUAAAAAUCAAUAGGAACAGUAGAUGUGCUUCAAACUCAGCAAGAAAACAUGCUCCAGUGUGUAUCAAAGAACAUGAGAAUGUGAUUUUUUUCCAGCAAAAAAAUAGCGUAAUACUUAUUCCUACAAUCUGAGUUUUGGAAGCCCUAACUAAAUUCCAUAUGUAUAUGAAAGGCAAACUUCAGAUUUUUUUUCUGCAUAGCAUCCAUAGUCUUCCUUUCUAAGCACACUCAGAAAGUUUGGCUAGGUAAUUGGAAUAUACAAAAAAGUAACCUCAGUUACUUUAUCCUUAAGAAUAGGAACAAGAAUAAAAACACUCAGGCCCAAAACCACAACAUUCCAACCCAAUUUAUGACGUAGUAGGUGGCACAAACCAGCUCUAAAAAAAUUUAGGUUGUUAUUUUUUUGACACAUUUUUAUUUCUCGAUUCUGCAUCAAAAUGCAAGAGAACAUUCACUGUAAUUAUUUCUCUCAAGCUGAUGAACCUGUUAAAAUCAAAGGAAAUUACUCUGACAUAACAUUUUCUAAUAAGAAUAAAAUUAACAAAACAGAAGCUGCUAAAAGUAGAGUUUAGCAGAGCUCAUAAAAAGAAAAAGAAACAUGAUGUAACCUGCUUUAAGAAUUUCAUAGCCACAAUACAAUUUAACUUACAAAAGACUUCCAUGUUAAAAAACAAAACAAAAUUCCUAAUUAAGAACCAUAAAACCCCCACAUCUCAACAAUUCAGAUAGCAGGUUAUGGCAGUGACAUAUCAAGUUUUGCAGAUUUUUACUCAAGUAAACAGUAAACUUGCUUACAGACGAAGACAAGCAUUACUUGUAUACUUAAUCCACCCAGAGCUUUUAAAGCUGAGCAGCAACACCUCCCCCACCGCUCCCCAGUACAACUUUCACAAGCAAUGUUUUAAUUUCGCCAGUGACAACUCUUACAAAGCAAAUUCAAAACUAUUUAUUUAGUAGCUUCUACAGAAACAAAAUUAAUUCAAACAGUAACCUGGACUGAAGGAGUUUGUGGGGUUUUUUAUGUUAACCAUUUCAGUAUUUAUUGUACAUGAUAUGCCAGAAUUUUAAAAUGGAAACUAUUCUCACUAUUGAAAAUGCAAAGAGCACUGUUAGGUUUGGCAUCAAAGUAUAUGAAGUGAAAAAAAAACCCUCUAGUGUACCCAUCUAAAAAAAUAUAAUUCCAUUUGAAUACAAAAUGAGAACUGUCAUUUCCUUAUUAUUGACAAAACAGGCAAAACAAAGUUUGUUCUGUGGAAUAGGUUAGUCUGAUACAAAUGAUACAAAAAUUUUCAAUGUGUACAUGACAAAAAAGAUCUGACUUAAAGCACCAACUGUCUGAAGGAUUUUAACACUGUAUUGCAAAAUUAUGGGAAAGCAAUAAGUGGUUUUGAAAAUAAACCUCAGUCAAAUGUAGUUUUAAAAUAUUUACAUUUCAAUGCAGACAUGACAAAUACUUUAUCAAAACAAUGUAUAAUCUGCUGGAGUAUAUAAAAAAAAUAUUCCCAGCUUAAACUGUUUACAAAAAUGCACCAACAGUGGAAAGAGUCAGGGACUACCAGUUUUUCAAGAGAAGUCCCAGUUCAAACAUAGAACACACAUCCAGCAUUAGAGUCAGUAUUGAUUUUCUUAUCCCUAAAACUGUAAGAAGUUAUUUUAAUUGUAUGUGCUUCAAUAUAUUUCAUUCUAUAUGAUUCUAAAUUUAUUUAAAAUUGACAAGAUGAAGAGAAACAUCUAUAGUACACGUCCAGAAACAGUAGACUUCAGUGUCAUUCUUCCCUCUUCUUUACUAAAACUUGAAAUUUGGCCCUGAUUUAGAAAUUUAAGAAACUGAGCAAUGUUCACACUGUACUGAAGUCAGUAGGUACAUGUUAGACAUAAUCUAUAACUAGGCACAUGCUUGUAUGAAUUUGAGGCUUACAAAAAAUAUAUUCUAACAUCUAAAUUCUUAAGAAUGAUGAAAGAUUGCACUGAAAAUCUGAUUCAACACUGUCAAAAUAAAACUGUGCAACGUGG